UAUUACAAUCCACACAAAUUCGUGUGGUGUCUGCUGAUGUGAGAAAAGCAAAAACCAGAAAACUUUCCACUCGCAUUUUGUGUUUUCGCAGGAACUUUCUUCUUUUAUAAAUUUUAUUAUAAUUUUUUUCCAAAACAAAUGGCAGCAAACAAAAUGAUGAAGGUUGGGAAAAUACCAAAUCCUUCUAACAUAACCACCUUGUUUUUUGAUCUCGAUAAUACACUGAUCCCAACAAGGAAAGGUGAUUCAAAGGCCUGCAGAAAGCUUGGAGAGCAAUUGGAAAGUGCAUACAACUUUCUUCCUGGAGAAGCCUCACAGGUGACCGCAAAAUUCCUGCAGUCAUUUAGACGCUGUCCAGACAAUCCACAAACAUCAUUAGACUCAUGGCGUUCUUAUCUAUGGCGUGAUGCCCUCCCAGAUCGUUAUAAGCACUUUGCAGAACAGAUAUACGCACAAUGGCUUCACCUUCGUUAUCGUUAUCUAGCUAUUAUACCAGAAUAUGUAAACAUGCUAAAGCAAUUCCGAUCAUCCGGUUAUUUACUUGCACUUAUCACAAAUGGCCCCUCAAAUGCACAAUGGGAGAAAGUCAAGAAGCUAAAUGUGAGCCAGUAUUUUGAUUGUGUGCUAGUAUCAUCUGACUUACCAUGGGAGAAGCCUAAUCCGAAUAUUUUUCUGGCUGCCUGCAAUUAUCUUCACGUUAAACCAGCAGAAUGCGUUAUGAUUGGUGAUAAAAUUGAGACCGAUGUACAGGGAGGAAAAGCUGCAAAUUUAGGCGCUACCAUCUGGUUACCGCUAAAUCCAAACGCUAUCGAAGACCUAGACGCUGAGUUCGAAGGCAACGAACAAAUGCGCCCCGAUUUGGUUCUCCAAAAUCUAUGUGACAUGAUGCAGUUCUUCCCUAAAUGUAGAAAUGAAAUGGGUUCUUCUUCAAAUGGAGGCAGCUCAUCGAAGUUUCCACAUGCGGAUGGUUCGUCAUCGAGUCAUACAAUGAGGCGCAUCAAUAGCCAAGCUGGUGUGAGCUCGACCCGCAAAUAUCAGGCUUAUCGUCGGGGUGCAUCACUUCCCGACAUUGAUUGCAGUAGUGAAAACAGCUGUGACAGUAUCUUCAGCUGAAUCGUAUAUUAAGACGAAGGGAACGCUAAUUAAUUAACUAAGUAAAAAUGUUACUUAAUUUUGAGCUCAUCUAACUAAAUUAAGACACAGUUUUUAGACAAGCUGCACAAAAAUAAUAAUAAUCUUCCUUUUGUUAUAAGGAAAUCAUUCUACACACAUCCAAUUGAGCUUCCACCAACGUCAAAGAUCUGAGCUAAUUAUAUUAGGAAACUAUUGAAUUAAGUUUAAUUAACAUUAACAAAAAAAAAACAAAAACAUAAAAAAAAUGAUAUGAAUUUCAAAAAAUGCGCAUGAAUAUUUCUAAGAGUAAUGCACUUAUUUUUCUUAUGUGUUAACAAAAGCGUAGCGUAAUUUUUUAACAAAUUUUCUUUUUCAUAAAUUAAACCGUAAUGUGAAAGAAAAGUACAAAUAAUUUCCUCCGAAAUGUUGUUUAUAAAACUAAGAACAGGGACUUAAACAAAUUCAAUCUAGCUCGUUUGUUUCGAGUGUUUAAUUAGUAUUUUUGUACAUUUUUACGAGAAAAGGUUUGAUGAAGCGCAGAUUCAUUUUUAAGUAAGUUCUCUCAUAGUGUAAGAUUUUAAGUUCGUAUUUUUUUAAAAUAUUAUUAUUUUUCAUUGAUUUUUAUUUUGAUGUAGAAUGUAAACAAACACAUUAUGUAAAAUAUUAAAACAAAAGAGAAAAAAAAAAAACAAAAACUUUAGCUGUAUAAUAGUUAGGAACACAUGACCUGCGAAAAUGUACCUUGAAUCAAUAUUAGAAUAAAAGUACUGAAGAAUGCUUUUGAGAAUUUAAUUUUAAUGUACUUUUAUUAUUUUUACUUUGUUUAUUUUUUUUUUAUUUUGUAUGUGUUUUGAUGGAGCCAAAAAAUAAAGUUGUGUGAACAUGUUUUAAGGUUAAA
This is a messenger RNA of Episyrphus balteatus (marmalade hoverfly), 2011 nucleotides long. RefSeq names its product N-acylneuraminate-9-phosphatase. NCBI's taxonomy places the organism in Eukaryota, Metazoa, Arthropoda, Insecta, Diptera, Syrphidae. The coding region runs from base 139 to 1113 and encodes 324 amino acids. Gene Ontology annotation, molecular function: hydrolase activity. The record is from RefSeq and is a predicted model, not a curated record. The transcript is spliced from 3 exons.